CAAUUAAUUUUCACGUUGCAGGAGUUUCUGUUGGCCAUCGAUGUAACGUCUAGCGGUACGCCGGAGGAAAAGCUGAAGUGGGCCUUCCGUAUGUAUGACGUUGAUGGGAACGGCGUCAUUGAUAUUCAAGAAAUGACUAAGAUCGUUCAGGCGAUAUACGACAUGCUCGGCGCGUGCUCGAGCAACCGGCCGGCGGACAGCGCGGAAGAGAGAGCGAAGAACAUAUUUGCAAGAAUGGACGAGAAUAAUGACGGUCAACUAACCGAGGAGGAGUUUUUGAAAGGUUGCCUUCAGGACGAGGAGCUUUCAAAAAUGCUGGCCCCUUAAUUCCCGUGUCCGGGAUGACCGACUAUCGUUAACAAUACGCUAUAUCGUCGAGAAACAUUCGUAGAGAGAGAAAAAAGAAAAAAAAGCAGAGAAAGAAAGAAAGAAAUAAAUACCAACCGACCGAGCAACACACCCGAUGAAAGCAAUUCAUCUCGGUGUUGUACAUCUUUGUCUUUCAUACGAGUCGUGGAGUUUGUUGUUGUCUAGAGUUGUACGUACACGCGCCAGGUGCGCGUAUCAUCGUGCGCGUGCAUGCAUAAUAUAUAUAAAUAUAUAAAUAUAUAUAUUUAUAUAUUAUAUACACACGCACAGAUACACACGGACACGUUUAACGAUUCACGACGAUAAAGAUCUGUUCACGGUGACAUCCUCCGGGGGUAAAAUUGGCAAGAACGCAGACAAUCGCCGAGAAAGGAGAGCGCACGUUCUGAUUUCGUGUCUGGACUCGCGUUACCGUGAAUUUCGAGUAAUCUCCCGAGAAGAGAAACUCGCCGACGGGGAUUACGUUUUCCCCGGGGUGAUCCGUAAUCGGAUUUAAGUGCCGCGGACCGCGGCAAGAACACAACAGAGGCGCCCCCUCCCCCUCCCCCUCCACGAGUUUGAAUUUACGCGCGAAGGAACUAACGUACUUACCUUGGAAAGUAUCCAGGACGACGAGUAAUGCAAAUUCACGUACAUUCUGUUCACGACAGAAAGAAAAAGAAAGAAAGAAAGAAAAACUGCGAAGAGGACAACAUUAAUCAGAGUUGCAGGGUCUUUCAUUGUCUUAUGAGACGUGAUCGCAGAGAAAGGGGAGAUCUCUUUUCGCGAGAUUGCGUUCGAGCUUGACGCGAAACAGGCGCACAAAUUUAGGAUCGACGGUUCCGAGGUUGAACGUCGAUUUACGAACGUGGACGUAACUUUUUGACGAUUCGGGGUCAUCUUUGAACGCACGAAGCCCCCCCUCCCCCUCUCAGACGUUCAAGUUUUCGAACAACGACGACAAAGCGCUCCAGGACGUUUUCGCGAGUGAUGGUAGCACAACGAAUUGCAAGGGAGAGUACCGGGAAAUUAUCCGUGGCGGGUUAUCUUCAAAUUCGGGGAGUUCGCAGUUUUAUGUUGCGCGGUUACACUUCGAGAAAAAAGGAAAAAAAGUUUUUCACGUUUUUUUUCCCCACAUGUUCUCCGAAUAGUUGUGCGUCGAUAGUUCGUCGAUUAAACGUGUUCAUUGAAACACGUCCGCUCGAUUUCAUCCGUACCAGAGUGUCUGGCAAUAGGGAGAACACUCUUUCAGAAACGAUCGUGCAUUACGAAACACUACGAAGCGUUUUAUUCGACAGGAUCAUCCAAACCUCGAGCGUUUUUUUCUUUUCCAUCGAAAUGAAAGAAAGAAAUGUUUUUCUCUCUCUCUCUUUAUGACGCGAUAUCAUCCUUGUUACCAAACACACUCUGCAUUUCGAAUGAUUUUUUUCACUGGUAUAUAUAUAUAUAUAUAUAUAUUGUACCAGCCUAAAUGCUACGUGUUAGGUAUAUUUUCGAUUCAUUCGUAGCGAUUAUGUAGAGUGCAGAUUGUUAAUUGGACAAUACGGAACGUAAACAGAAGCGAGUUUAUUUGGCGAGAAAGUAAACGUCGAGACGAAGAAAUUACUUUCGAAAUACAUUCGGGAUUGAAUAUACGAAGAGUUUAGCAAUGUAUUGACAUGAGUCUGCAAAGAGCACUUGAUGUUACUGUGUUGAUACGCUCCUUAAAAUUAUGUUAGCAAACGGAGUACAUUGACAAAAUCCAUAGUUUAACAGAGAGAGAGAAAGAGAGAGAGAGAUUAAGGAAACCCCCGUGUUAAAGGAAUAAAAAGAGAACGUCUAAAUUUACUCGCGUAAUAACUUCAGAUCAGAGCGACACGUCUAAUAAAUACAUUAAUCGGUUGAUCA
This is a messenger RNA of Frieseomelitta varia, 2235 nucleotides long. Its product is annotated as neuronal calcium sensor 2. The record is from RefSeq and is a predicted model, not a curated record. Bases 91 to 327 code for a protein of 78 amino acids. NCBI's taxonomy places the organism in Eukaryota, Metazoa, Arthropoda, Insecta, Hymenoptera, Apidae. The transcript has 2 exons. Gene Ontology annotation, molecular function: calcium ion binding.